CCUGGUUCCGCACGUACGAGUCGACACGUGCGACGCCUGCCGGUCGCCGCUUCUGUGUUCCCACUUUAUUCCCACGAAUCCGCACCGGUUCUUCUCGAUCGAUAUAGCCUAUUAGCCUUGAACUCAUGCUCAAGCUUCUGCUUGGCUGAGAGCAGAUCUCAUCAUCUCUCGAGCAUCGCUGCCGAAGAGGGAGCUAAAUGUGGAGGUUUGGCCGUGGAGCCUGGAAUCUCCGGCAGAUGCGGAGGUUUUCCGUUGCCGUUCCCGGCCCAUGCAUCGUUCAGAAGCGUGGGACGGACAUACUGCACGAUCCGUGGUUUAAUAAGGAUACUGGCUUCCCGUUGACGGAAAGAGAUAGAUUAGGGCUUCGUGGCCUCCUUCCACCACGAGUCAUAUCAUUUGAGCAACAGUAUCAACGCUUCAUGAAUUCAUAUCAAUCUUUGGAAUAUAAUACAAGAGACGAAUCGCCCACUGUUGUUGCUUUGGCUAAGUGGAGGAUCCUAAAUAGACUGCAUGACAGAAAUGAGACAUUGUAUUACAGGGUUCUUAUCGACAACAUCAAAGAUUUUGCUCCCGUAAUAUAUACUCCAACUGUAGGUUUGGUAUGUCAGAACUAUGGUGGCCUUUACAGACGUCCACGCGGAAUGUAUUUUAGUGCUAAGGAUAAAGGAGAAAUGAUGUCUAUGAUCUAUAAUUGGCCAGCUAAGCAGGUUGACAUGAUUGUCAUCACCGAUGGGAGCCGUAUUUUGGGACUUGGUGAUCUUGGAGUUCAAGGAAUUGGAAUACCCAUUGGAAAGCUUGACAUGUAUGUUGCUGCUGCCGGCAUGAAUCCACAAAGGAUACUGCCAGUCAUGCUUGAUGUAGGUACCAACAACCAAAAGCUUCUAGAAGAUAAUCUUUAUUUAGGACUACGGCAACCCAGGCUUGAAGGAGAUGAAUAUUUAUCCAUAGUUGAUGAGUUCAUGGAAGCUGCAUAUUCACGCUGGCCAAAUGUGAUUGUGCAGUUUGAAGACUUCCAGAUGAAAUGGGCUUUUGAAACACUUGAGCGUUAUCGCAAAAGAUUUUGCAUGUUCAAUGAUGAUGUGCAGGGAACUGCUGGUGUUGCUUUAGCUGGCCUACUUGGUGCUGUAAGGGCACAAGGUCGACCUCUCAAGGACUUCGUAAAUCAGAAGAUUGUUGUGGCAGGAGCUGGAAGUGCAGGGAUUGGCGUACUUAAAAUGGCCAAGCAAGCAAUGGAGAGAAUGCAUGGAGGCAAUGCAAAUGUAGAAGCAAGCCGCCAAUUCUGGGUUCUUGAUAAACAUGGUCUUAUCACAAAAGAACGGAAUUACAUUGAUCCCGCUGCUGUUUCUUUUGCCAGAGGCACUGGUCCAGGUGAGGUUGAGGGACUCAAGGAAGGGGCUAGCCUCGUAGAAGUGGUUAGAAAGGUGAAACCUGAUGUGCUUUUGGGAUUGUCAGGAGUUGGGGGUAUAUUUGAUGAGGAGGUCCUCAGGGCCUUGCAAGCUUCCGAGUCACCUCGGCCUGCAAUAUUUGCAAUGUCAAAUCCUACAUCAAAUGCUGAGUGCACGCCCACAGAUGCAUUCAAAUACGCCGGAGAAAACAUAAUUUUUGCUAGCGGGAGCCCAUUCGAUGAUGUUAAACUUGGGGAUGGAAAAGUAGGGUAUGUGAAUCAAGCAAAUAACAUGUACUUGUUCCCUGGAAUUGGUUUAGGAGCACUUCUUUCGGGUGCUCACCUUAUUUCCGAUGGCAUGCUUCAAGCUGCAGCUGAAUGUUUGGCCUCGUACAUGACUGAAGAAGAUAUUCAUAAAGGCAUUCUUUUCCCUUCUAUUUCAAGCAUUCGACACAUUACAACGCACGUUGGGGCAGCUGUACUCCGUGCUGCUGUUGCUGAAGAUCUUGCUGAAGGCCAGGGUGAUGUGGGCAUCAAAGAACUAAUGCAAAUGUCUCAGGAGGAAACCAUGGACUAUGUUGCUCGCAGUAUGUGGUACCCUGUCUAUAGUCCUCUUGUUCAUGAGAAAUGAACUCCAUAUUUUUCUCCAGAAGAAAUCAUAAUUAUUCAUUCUGGUAAGUAUAUUUUUCAUAAAACAUGAAACAAUUUAUAAUCUCAGCAUAUCAUUUGAAGAGUUGUUAUGACACUGUUAACAAUGAUAAAAAUGUUCCUUUUUUUUUUAUUUUCUUCUAGUUGAAACU
Phalaenopsis equestris is the source of this 2184-nucleotide messenger RNA. RefSeq names its product NAD-dependent malic enzyme 59 kDa isoform, mitochondrial. The transcript is spliced from 19 exons. Gene Ontology annotation, molecular function: malate dehydrogenase (decarboxylating) (NAD+) activity; NAD binding. Gene Ontology annotation, cellular component: mitochondrion. Bases 198 to 2015 code for a protein of 605 amino acids. The record is from RefSeq and is a predicted model, not a curated record. Gene Ontology annotation, biological process: pyruvate metabolic process; malate metabolic process. Lineage: Eukaryota; Viridiplantae; Streptophyta; Magnoliopsida; Asparagales; Orchidaceae.